CACCAUUGUUUGUGAACUUCACAGAGAGGACUUCCACUUUCCAGCAUCAUGUUUGGGCUGCAUACCAUCAGUGCGCGCUGCGUGAACGGCGGCAGCAGAAGCAAAACCAUUACAUCCACGUUUCUAGCUUUUUCUUGGAAUGUUUUUUCUUCCUCGUGUCUAAUUAUGGAGUUUUUUUUUUAAUACAACCUGAGGAUAUUGGUGAUUUUGCCAUGUAAUUUGAUUGGAUUUUUUUCUGUUCGAGGCAAGGGUUUUAGCUUUUUACGCACAUUUUACGCACACGGACUCACUUUGCUAAGCAUGGCGGAAGAAAUCCACAGCGACUCCUUUCCAGAUUUGAACGAGUUGGAGAACAAGAUUGGAAGGAAAACACCCGACAGUCUCCUGGUUUGGAUGAGGGAAGACUGCGAGCAGGGAUGGAGAUCUGACCAUUUGGCCAAAGGAAGCGACUCAACCCUCUGCCACGACUUAACUGAGAAAAUAACCAACUUAAAACAAGAGCUGAGGUGGCUCCGCUCAACCGAUGUGAAGAUCCUGAAGCAGUUGGUGGCGGUCCACGAGGGCAUCGAGGCCAUGCGCUGGCUCAUGGAGGAGAGGGGCACCUCAACCAGUCGUCGCAGCAGCCUCACAGGAAGCCUGAGCAGCCUGGCAACGGUGGAGGAGCACGGGUUCUCCAUGUCUCCCUUAAGCGAUUGUUUCAGAGACAGUGCCUUGUUCCCCGAGGAUUUGUUUAAAACCUGGAGCGAGAAACCAGCUGAUCCACCACACGCCAAGAGUGCUGAUCCAAACCACUUGGAGCUCAGCACAAUGGACAUAAGACCUUCAAGUCUACCUGCCCCUAAAUCUACAGUCACUCAUUCUGCAUUUGGACGUCCCGAUCCGUCAUCAGUUACACAUUCAAACUGUUUGGCUCAACCCAACCUUUGGGCAGGGGAGCCAAAAAAGAUUAAAGGUAAUGCAGAGACAAUCAGAAGAGCUCUGCAGAGGUCAAGCAGAACACGGAAAGAGCUAAAAGCAGAUUUAUUUGGUCCAAGUCAACAAUCAGGAGCCAAAAACCCAGUCAAUUCAACAGUGGAAACACUCACAGAGGGUCAUACCAAAGGUCACAAGGAGAGCUCCGCUAUUGCUGAAAAUGUCCUACCAGGCUAUGAUACUCAGUGGUGUUGGGUGGAGUCUCAGGAUGAUGUCACAUUUUUAUGAUUUUAUCAAUACAAUUUAAGCAAUCUUUGUUUUAAAGUUUUCCAAUUUAAAAGGAAAUUUCCAGGAAUACAGAGGUACAUGAACUAUGAUACUGAGAGUGUGGAGUUACAAAGAAAGUGAUUCUCACCUGUCUACCAGCUUGUGUCUGUCUUAUGUGUUUCUCUUUAUAACACAGGAAUCAAGAAAGAAUAUUAAGGACAAUUGUUAUUUAAUUCUCUGUAAAUUAAAAUGAUCAUGCAGCUUAAAAAAAAUUAAAACUCAAACAGUACUGUCAAAUAUUAUCUUUAUAUACUGAUUUUUUUUAAGUUUUUUUCUGCCUUGUUUUGAAAGGUUUUCUGUUUCUCUUUAAAAUAAAGAAAGAAAUAAAAUUUGAAUUUCAGACAUUAAUAUGAAGACACUGAAUAGUGUCAACUUUCUGAGGAUGCCAAACCACAAUGAAGCAUGCUUUUAUUUUGUAUUAAAGGAAAUUUACAAACAAAGUUGACGUGUGAAUUGUU
Molecule: messenger RNA, 1697 nt
Organism: Oryzias latipes (Japanese medaka)
Lineage: Eukaryota; Metazoa; Chordata; Actinopteri; Beloniformes; Adrianichthyidae
Biological process (GO): positive regulation of cytokine production; positive regulation of canonical NF-kappaB signal transduction
Source: RefSeq, a predicted model, not a curated record